UUUUGGUUGAGGAGAUAAUCUUGUGAAUCGUCACAACGAGUAUUUUGCAACGUGUUACGGCAAUCUUUUCCAUAUUUCGAGCUCGAUUGUUAUUUUGUAGUUAACGUUAUGUCUACAGCAGAACAAACAGAAUUAAAAGGUGGACAUCCACCAGCAGUGAAAGCUGGUGGAAUGAGAAUAACCCAGAGUGGAAAGCAAGUACAUGAAAAACCUGAAAAAGAUGAAGAUGCAGAGGAAUAUGUUGAGGCAACAAGCCCGCCAAAGAAAAAUGAUGUGCGUCUACUGGUCUCAGGUGUACUCACUAAGGGUAAUAAGGACUUUACGACGGAAGCUGUCAGAAAUAUCAACGAUAAACCAAUGCCAAAACAUGAAAAACAUGUGGAUAAUAAACCAAAGGGUAAAGGUUUAAAUCAACCCCGCAAAUAGAGGGCUCACUUCACAUAAGACCAUCUGGUGAAGUAUAGGUUAUUAAAGGCCUCUGUUGUCAUGCUAUAAAUUCGUUGAUUGUUGAGAGACUGCUUUUAAGAUCAUGUAAAAGUAAAGGUUUGAGUAUGGAAUCAUGGACAGCAAAAAUUAUAUUUUAAGUUUCUAAAUAAUUUUGUUUUAAAAUUUUCAUUAGUUAUAGUAGUAAAUAUAUAAUAGGAAUUUUCACCCUAUUGAAAUAAAACUGGUUAUUGACCACCUGUAUACGAUUCAAGUUUUCAGCUAUAGAACAGGGUAUGUGUGAAACAUACAGUACUUGUUUUAUGUUAAUAAUAAAUGAUAAUACCACAACUAAUUAUGUAGACCUAGUAAGUUAAGGGAGUUAUUACAGGACAACUGUAGCAAAAGCACUAUCAUUAAAUAUCAGAUAACCAUUAUGCUUUAUGGGAGAAGUUAAACUUUAGUGGAUUUUGAUGAUCAUGUUGAUUUUCAAAAUUGUAAUGAUGAUAAACAAGUAAACAACCUUUGAUGGGUUUACAAUAUUUAAAAUCAACAUUAUCAUUUUCUCUUAAAAAUGUAAUAUAUAAAGGGCCUGUAUACUAGUUUGGGAAUUUUCCCUUUCUCUGGACCAAAGGAAAUUAAAAUCUACUACAGUAACUGAUAUAGAAUCAGAAUUGUAAGUUAGGUAAUCAUAUGUAUAUCAAUAUGAAGUAAUCAUGAUGGGAUUGUAUUUUGGUAAUUUUAUUGUUUUCAAUUUAUUUGUUAAAAACAUUAUGAAAUUGCUUGAAUAUAUUAAAAUUGUUACUUCUGACCUAUUUAGGCUCAAUUUAAUAUGGAAUCAUUAAUUUGAAACUUCCCUCAGAACUGGCUAAAGUUUAGCCAAUUUUUAUACUAGUGUACACCUUACACUGUGUUGCACUGAUCUCGAAUGCAUUGAAACAUACAAUUAUGCAGUUAAAUUUGUAGUCUUCAUUUACUAUUUUCAACUAUGUGAACUUUUAUUUUAAAAGGUACUAUAAACCCUGCUGGUUUUAUCAUGAAUUAUGAAGAAUUUAGGCUUCAUACAUUUUACAGAGAGUGAAUAUACUGCAGUCAUAUUUUCUUGCAAUGUAUUUUGAAAACAAAUUUUAAACAUUGUUUUUGUUUUAAGGAGAUUGAGGUAUAAUAUUAUAUAUUAUGAAUGAUAUCCAUUUUAUGUAAUUUCAGAAAAAAAUAAGUCAUUUUGAUCAAAAGUAACAAUUCAUCCAUUUUUUAAGUGAAAUAAAUUUUUUGUCAAAAGAAGCCGUUUGUGUUUGGAUCAAAAAGUUGAAUAAAACUUUGUUCAUGUACAAUUUGUACUAUUGUUUUAUUCAUGAAUUAAAUCUUAAUGCAAUUCAAUUCAAAUUCUGAAAACAAAAGAAGUAAAAUUGUCAAAAAGUGCAGAAUAUUAAACAUUUAUGUAAAAUAGAAAAUUACAUUAUUAUAUAGUGCAUUGAAAAAAUUCUAUACUUCCCCCCCCCCCCCCCCCCAAAAAAAAGAAAAAUGAUGACCAAUUAUUUAUGAUUUAAUAUCAGAGCAUCCAUUCUUAUCAAGAGGGAGCCUUGAUAUGCAGAUAGGACAUUUUAUUCUUUGUAUUUUUAAACUGGUGCAAAGCAAAAAGACUCGAAAAUUGGCAAAAUGAUAUAAAAUAUAUAAUUUUAUGUAUUGUGAUAAAGUUGCCUUGAAUCAUGAGGCUGUCAGUAUCAUAACGUUUAGAUGAUAAAUCACAGUGGCGGAUUCAAGUGGGAGCUCCCAGGUCUGGGUCCCCUAAAAUUUUCAAAAUCCAAAGAAAAAUGGAUAAGAAAUGAAAAUUAUAUUCUAAUUUAAGUUUGAGAGUGUCAUUUCCAGCCAUAAUCAUAAAUUUUCUUACUGUACCUCAGCCCUAACCAUGUUGGGGCUGAGGUGAUUUAAACACUAUAUGUGAAAAUACCUCUCUGGGCCCCUCUGUUUUGAAUUCCUGGAGCUUCCACUGAGUCGCUGUAUGUGAAGCCCAGUAGGACAUAUAAUUAUAUUUAGUGCCUAUGGAAAUAACUUGUGAGACUGUUCCGAGAUGGGCGCAACUUAUCGGUAGUUCAUUUUGGUCAUCUUCUGAAAGAGACAUUAAUGCCAGGCUUUAAAGAUUGGUCCUAUUUGAAGGCUUGUGCAUGAAGGAACAAUGUACAAUUAUUGGAAAGAGGGAUAAUGUAGGUAAGCCUGCCCAUUGGAUAUUGUUGCUAAUGUGUGGUACCUGAAACAGUCUAAAUGCAUGUGAACUUGCAUGUUCAUGUUACAUGCGAGUAUUUAUGGCUAUUAAAUGACAUGUUCUCAUGGGUCAACUUGACAGUUCCGAAAGUCCAUUGUCUACAGACAACCCCAGGCUCGCACACUGCACGAGAUAGCCUCACCGGGCGUUUGUUCAGAAUGUAACAGAUGCACUACAUUACAAUAAUCAGAAUGGGUGGCAGAAUGUGGUGGUAGUACACUUUGCAUAUAUCCAGGUAGUUUUGUAAUUAUGCCACAGAAAUUUCAGGUUUUGAAAUGUUUGAGUUAGAAAAUGUCUGAGGCAGAUUAAUGAAAAAUAGGAUAGGAAAAUAUUUAGAAUGCCCCCUUAUGUCAAAAUACAAACAAACAUCCCAUA
Messenger RNA from Anneissia japonica, 3058 nucleotides. Its product is annotated as death-associated protein 1-like. Lineage: Eukaryota; Metazoa; Echinodermata; Crinoidea; Comatulida; Comatulidae. The transcript is spliced from 3 exons. The coding region runs from base 109 to 426 and encodes 105 amino acids. The record is from RefSeq and is a predicted model, not a curated record. Gene Ontology annotation, molecular function: death domain binding. Gene Ontology annotation, biological process: cellular response to amino acid starvation; apoptotic signaling pathway; negative regulation of autophagy.